AUGAUGGCUAGCACAAAUGCGAUCAAAUUCAAUUCCAUUGCACUCAUAAUAUGCAUAGCAUUGUGUGCACCAUUUCUAUCUAUGGCUGUAUUAACUUGUUGUGACUUGAAACCUGCUUUUGCUGCAUGCGAUUCCUAUGCAAGACAUGGUGGACAAUGUGUCUCACAAGAUUGUUGUUUUGAAGCUAUGAACCUUCUGAAUAAUCUCAUCGAUACUCAUCAAGAUUACAUUGCUGCUUGUCAUUGCAUUCAAGACGCUGCUGUCAAAAUCCCUAACAUCAAUUAUACUGCGUUUUCAAUGAUCCCUACGGGUUGUGGAAUUCAACUGCCCUUCAAUUUUCGGGUUGAUAUGAAUUGCGAUAGCUUGCAUUGA
Lathyrus sativus (Indian pea) is the source of this 372-nucleotide messenger RNA. NCBI's taxonomy places the organism in Eukaryota, Viridiplantae, Streptophyta, Magnoliopsida, Fabales, Fabaceae. The record is from the annotation of a GenBank genome assembly.